GACACAACUCACACAGACAUACAUUCAGACACACCUUCACGGCUCCAGCUUGAACCUCAUCAGAAAGCGAAGCAUCGACACGCACGAGGCUGUCUGAUGCACUUGUUAUUACGGCAGAGAUGAGCAGAAGAGACAACUGCAUAAAAAGGCAGAGCUUUCUCUCGCACUCCCUCUGUCUGCCUCCCUCCCUCCCUCUCUCCCCCUCCUGUCCUGUGAUGUGUUCUGGCCAGACAGUAUGGCUCCUGGGCGUCAGUGGCAUGAUCAUCGAAACAGAGGCCAGAGAGGACAUUCCUCAUUGUUGAUGAUUGAAACUUGACCUGGAUAUCUGACUGUGCAAGGAGUAACCUUCCCAGCAGGACGCUUGCUGCCGGAUCCUGUGUGUGCCAACACAGAGAGGAGAGAUUCAGAGUUCAGCUCCUCAGCCAGCACCACUCGAGAAGAAAACAAGACAGCAAACUUUGUUUACUUAAACUCAACACUGCUUCUCUCAUUAUUUGCAUCCUUGCUCCUGCCCUCCAGGAAAUUUAAAUUCCUUGUUAAAGCUCAUCUCGCCACCCAUUUACCCAUCUCAUAAUGAACUCGUCUGCCUCCAUCACGUCCCUCUUCUCCUUCACCAGCCCGGCAGUGAAGCGUCUGCUUGGCUGGAAACAAGGGGACGAGGAGGAGAAGUGGGCAGAGAAGGCAGUGGACUCGCUAGUGAAGAAACUAAAGAAGAAGAAAGGAGCAAUGGAGGAGCUGGAGAGAGCCCUUAGCUGCCCAGGACAGCCUAGCAAGUGCGUGACGAUUCCCCGCUCUCUGGAUGGGAGGCUGCAGGUGUCACAUAGGAAGGGUCUGCCUCACGUCAUCUACUGCAGGGUAUGGCGCUGGCCCGAUCUUCAGUCCCACCACGAGCUUAAGGCCCUGGAGUGCUGCGAGUUCCCCUUCGGCUCCAAGCAAAAAGACAUUUGUGUGAACCCAUACCAUUACAGGCGUGUGGAGACUCCAGUGCUGCCACCCGUUCUGGUCCCCCGCCACAGUGAGUUCAACCCUCAACACAGUCUGCUAGCAAAGUUUAGGAACGCCUCCCUGCACAACGAGCCCCUGAUGCCCCAGAACGCCACCUACCCAGACUCCUUUCCUCCGCUGCCCUGUCCCUCCUUCUCCUCCUCACCUUCGUCCUCUCUCGCCCAGUCUCCCACCUCGCAGAGUUACCCCAACUCUCCCAGCAGCUCUGCAGAGCCUGGGAGUCCCUAUCACAUCACAGCUGAGACUCCCCCUCCUCCAUACAGCAUGAUGGAGACAAGCCCCCAGGAGGAUGUGAAGCCCAGCAACUCCACAGAAACCAUCAAACUCACGCUCUCCACCCCACACAGAGAUUUACGGCCAGUAUGUUACGAAGAGCCUGAGUACUGGUGCUCCAUAGCGUACUACGAGCUCAACAACCGGGUGGGUGAGACUUUCCAUGCGUCGUCCCGCAGCGUCUUGGUGGACGGCUUCACAGACCCGUCCAACAACAAGAACCGCUUCUGCCUCGGCCUGCUGUCCAACGUGAACCGCAACUCCACCAUUGAGCACACACGCAGGCACAUAGGCAAAGGAUUACACCUGUACUAUGUCGGCGGCGAGGUGUACGCUGAGUGUCUGAGCGACAGCAGUAUCUUCGUCCAGAGCCGUAACUGUAACUUCCAGCACGGCUUCCACACCACCACCGUGUGUAAGAUCCCCAGCGGCUGCAGCCUCAAGAUCUUCAACAACCAGCUGUUUGCUCAGCUCCUCGCCCAGUCUGUCAACCACGGCUUUGAGGUCGUGUACGAGCUCACCAAGAUGUGCACCAUCCGCAUGAGCUUUGUGAAGGGCUGGGGUGCUGAAUACCACCGCCAAGAUGUGACCAGCACCCCCUGCUGGAUUGAGGUGCACCUGCAUGGGCCGCUGCAGUGGCUGGACAAGGUUCUCACACAGAUGGGCUCCCCACACAACCCCAUUUCUUCAGUGUCAUAACACAAACUCUCACUUUUUAGUGUUUUCUGGGUCCUUCACACAGGUAGUCAUUUGUUCUCUUCUGCUACAGGUGGAUUUCUGUCCUACAGUCCUGUUUUUCAUCCCCACAAAUAAAAAAAUAUUCUAUUCAUUUAGGAUCCCUAACGUGAAAAGUCAGUUUUGUUGAGUUAAAUUACAGCUCAUGUAGUUUAAAGAUCAAAUGUUCCUUCUUUCAGCGAGAAUAAGAAAAUUUUUCUCGGCUCUGUUUUCAUCAGGAAAGUUUCAGCACUCCAUGACAGAAGAAAAUGUGAUAUAUUCAUAGGUACUCAAAGACUUGUGUUACCAUGUGUCGUUAGUGUUAAUAAGAUAGAAUGUACUGUAUUUACAUGUGUUGACUUCUUGUACCGUUUGCUUUUUAAUUGUUUGAUUAAAGACAUUUUUUUUC
Cheilinus undulatus (humphead wrasse) is the source of this 2401-nucleotide messenger RNA. RefSeq names its product SMAD family member 9 (gene smad9). NCBI's taxonomy places the organism in Eukaryota, Metazoa, Chordata, Actinopteri, Labriformes, Labridae. The record is from RefSeq and is a predicted model, not a curated record. Gene Ontology annotation, cellular component: heteromeric SMAD protein complex. Gene Ontology annotation, molecular function: DNA-binding transcription factor activity, RNA polymerase II-specific; I-SMAD binding; RNA polymerase II cis-regulatory region sequence-specific DNA binding. The transcript is spliced from 9 exons. The coding region runs from base 574 to 1977 and encodes 467 amino acids. Gene Ontology annotation, biological process: BMP signaling pathway; regulation of transcription by RNA polymerase II; SMAD protein signal transduction.